AUGACAAACAGUGCAGCAGGGCCUUCAAGCUUGUCUGAAGUUGCCAACCGUGACCCUGGGGCUGGAGGUGAUGCAGGUUUUGUUGUGGAAGAUGAUGAAUCUGCAAUAUGCGACCCAGACACAGACCAAGAUUCUGACUAUAGUAACAACACCAAGGGCAGUAAAUCCUAUGGCAAGAGGAAGCGGGCAAAGCGUAACAAGGCUCCAGGACAACUUCCAUCGGUAAAGAAAAGGCGCGGAACACGAGGGUGCUUGCAGGACCUACUUGACAUGAAUGUCGACGUACUUCAUGAGAUUUUUGGCUAUCUGGACCCGCUUGAUUUGCUUCACCUGGCACGGACCUGCAAAAUGACACGCAAAUUCCUCAUGUCGAGAAAAUCUUGGCCAAUUUGGAAAGCUGCAAGGUCAAAUAUUAUCCCGAAGCUCCCUGAAUGUCCUGAUGAUCUAAGUGAACCGCAAUAUGCGAGCUUGGCUUUUGAAAAGCACUGUCACUUUUGCCUCCGUAACCUCAAAGGUAUCAAAACUGUCUGGGCUGCUCGGUUUAGAAUAUGUACUAGAUGCAUGGAUGGCAGGUUUCUUCCUAUAGUGGGUCGGGUUGACCGUAAUCGAUCAGGCAUGGAGGAGUUGAUCUCUCUGCGCCCCAGACUUUUAGUCUCAGGCAUCUUAGAACAACAGUGGGAACGGGACUACGAAGCAGCAGAAAAUAAAGAAAAAUGGCUCGAGAAAGAAAUAGCAAAGCGAAAAGAAAUAUUGAUGCAUUCCAUUCGUUGUGAAAUGUGGUAUCAGAAUUAUGAAGACUGCCUUUUAGACCAGAGGAUAGCUAUGUUGUGUAAUCGCGCUAAACUGGUUGAAGAUCGCCUUGCGCAAAUGGGAUGGGAAGAAGAAAUUUCACACAUGCGGGAAAACAAUUGCUCAUUAAUCUCGCAAAAUGUAUUCCUGAUGAUGGCCUGCCAAAAGAAUCUUACAGAAUCGGGUGAGCCUCUUGUUUUCUUGAACUUUGUUAGCGCUAAUAGCUCCUCAGUCAUUCAGGCCUUACUUCCAAUCCUUGAGCGCACUUUGGAAAGCUAUAGAAAGGAGCGAUUGACCGACAUUCUUUUUGAUGUCCUCAGUAGCCGGAUACCGAUUUUGGAGGAACUUGUCGAUGAAUAUAGGUCCACCAUACGUCCAGAUGCUGUUGCUCUGGAUAUUGGCGAUAUCUUUAAUCAUCCAGAAGUUCUGGACUUCAUGAUCAACUCAAAAGAUCUACAGGACUUAUCUCAUCUUGAUCCUAUCCGUGCAAAACUGCCUGUCAUUCUCCAGCAGCUGCAGGAUGGCAUUGAAGACGAACUAGUAACAAUGGUCGAAGCCAGUUGUGGGGAAAAGCAUGGCCUUGAACGCACCGCGCUACUCAGUCUGGCGACCACGGUUUUCGACUGUGGAAUGUGUUGCGACAUCCGUUACCCGCGAAUUCUAGUUCACAAAGGCGCCUACGAACCGACGGUUCCUUUUAAUCUUUCGGUAUUCUCGGCUGAGUUAAAUAAAACUCCUUGGAAUGCAAGCGGGCAAAUCACAUUCAAUACUUGGGCACACGAGAUUUUGGAAGAGGUAGUCACUCUUAGCGGCUUUGACCCCGCAACUACCAGUUUUUCUCGGAUGGAAGAAGCGGAUCCCAUUUUCGAGUGCCAUGAUUGUAAUAACCCUCAUUUAGGUCGCUUUAUGUUACAAUGGAGCGCAGUGGCUCAGUUGAUCCGAGUACGAAUGGGAGAAGUUGUGGCCCGACAGCGAGCUGACUACAUGUACUUGGGGAUGGCCUGUACCCGUUGCCAUGUAAAAGGAAACAGUGUUAGUCUGCGGACGCACGUCAUGUCUGAGCAUGGCAUCUCUGAUCCAUCUGAAGAGGCUGGGGAUUUUGUAGUUGCCUUGGACUCGCCUGAUCUUCGCCGAACCUGCUGGAUAGGUUGA
Molecule: messenger RNA, 1941 nt
Organism: Psilocybe cubensis
Lineage: Eukaryota; Fungi; Basidiomycota; Agaricomycetes; Agaricales; Agrocybaceae
Exons: 11
Coding region: 1-1941 (646 amino acids)
Molecular function (GO): protein binding
Source: RefSeq, a predicted model, not a curated record